Molecule: messenger RNA, 427 nt
Organism: Hibiscus syriacus
Lineage: Eukaryota; Viridiplantae; Streptophyta; Magnoliopsida; Malvales; Malvaceae
Exons: 3
Coding region: 57-299 (80 amino acids)
Source: RefSeq, a predicted model, not a curated record
GAAAAGAAAAGAAGAGGGAGGCGAAGGUAGAGCCUAAAGGUGAAGAAGAGGAAGAGAUGGCAGUGAGCGCAACGGUGAUCGGAGCACUGCUGGGACUCGGCACCCAAAUGUACUCCAACGCUCUCCGCAAGCUCCCUUACAUGCGACAUCCGUGGGAGCACCUGUUGGGGAUGGGCCUGGGAGCAGUGUUCGUUAACCAGCUAGUGAUUUGGGACGCUCAGCUCCAACGGGACCUUGACCAAAUGCUCGAAAAGGCCAAGGCAGCCAACGAGCGCCGCUACUUUGAUGAUGAUGAUUAAUGCUUUUGGCCUAAAAUCAUAUAUAAGACAUUUGAUGCACCGAGAAACUGUGAUCAUAAAACUGGUUCAGGUUAUGGACAAGAUGAUUUUGGACUGUUCGUUUGUUUGUUUGUUUGUUUUUUAUCCUG